Leptomonas pyrrhocoris is the source of this 1169-nucleotide messenger RNA. RefSeq lists its product as hypothetical. The record is from RefSeq and is a predicted model, not a curated record. The transcript has a single exon. Bases 102 to 1169 code for a protein of 355 amino acids. Lineage: Eukaryota; Euglenozoa; Kinetoplastea; Trypanosomatida; Trypanosomatidae.
AGACUCGUUGCGCGCGGGCCCUGCCACGACCGCGACACCUUAGCUACUCCACACACACACACUCCAGCCCUGUCGUUCUCCGCUGAACGCAGCGGGCAAGCAUGGACACCUCGGACGGCUUCUUCUUCUCCUUUGACGCGCCAAGCGAGGCGACAGCAACGACCGACGUCCCUACCACCCAGGCUAGUUGUGCCGUCGCCUCUCUCACCACGUUGCCACCGGCGUCGCGCUCCACCGCACUCUUCCCAUGGGUAGCUCUCAACGAUGAGAUUGUUUCCCAAUGGGCCUCCGCGUAUUGCACCGCAACAAAGCCAUGCCAACUGGAGCUGGAGGUGCCGAAGGCUGCAUUGGUCACCUCGUCCUCUUCCUCCACCGCCGCCUCCUCGACCACACUCAACGAUACCCUCUCUUUUACGUUAUGCUAUCAAACGUCUCCCGAAGUCUCCGCGCUGACCUCGGUGACGGGGCCUGAAGCUGCGGCCUCUACGGAGCACCGCGAUGUCAUCCCAGGUCGGUACUACGGCGGCCUCAAGGUGUGGUCGUGUGCCACGCUGCUGGCCGAAUACCUCAGUGCGCACGCCGCGCAGUACCACCCGCUGUUCCACAAGUCCGGUACCGUAGCGGAGCUCGGGUGUGGACAGGGUCUGCCAGGACUGGCCGCCAUCUGUCUUGGCGCUCGUCGUGUUGCCUUCCAGGACUACAACGAGGAAGUCCUGGCCGUCUGCACGAAGCCGAAUCUGGCCGCGACGGUCACCGCCAACCGAGCGACGCUGUCCGGGCUGCACGGCAGCCAUCGCGGCACGCCUGCAUUACAAGUACAGUUUGUGCAUGGAGACUGGGUAGAUCUCAAGUGGGAGAGCCAAGACGGUACACCAACUUCGUCAUCGAGUGCAGAGGACGCGUUCUGCGACGUGAUUCUUGGCGCCGAUGUCACCUUUGAUAAGGAGGCUUGCGAUAAGCUGGCCUGUGUGCUGCGGCGUUGGCUGCGUCCCCACACUGGUGAGGCGAUCAUCGCGUCAAAGGACUACUACUUUGGCACAAAUGGCGGCUACUUGGAGUUCACCCGCUCCGCGCAGUCGAACGGGCUGCAGGUGACGUUGCUGCAGCGUGUGGACACGGCGGACAAGAUGCCGCACGUAGUGUUUCGCGUCACGCAUGGCAGCAGGUGA